Messenger RNA from Cyprinodon variegatus (sheepshead minnow), 1153 nucleotides. It is a transcript of the gene kcnip1, whose product is annotated as Kv channel interacting protein 1. Gene Ontology annotation, molecular function: transmembrane transporter binding; potassium channel regulator activity; calcium ion binding. Lineage: Eukaryota; Metazoa; Chordata; Actinopteri; Cyprinodontiformes; Cyprinodontidae. The record is from RefSeq and is a predicted model, not a curated record. Gene Ontology annotation, cellular component: voltage-gated potassium channel complex. The coding region runs from base 480 to 1127 and encodes 215 amino acids. Gene Ontology annotation, biological process: regulation of potassium ion transmembrane transport. The transcript is spliced from 8 exons.
GUGUGCAGCCCCUGGUUCCCCCACCAGACAGACAUAGACAGAGCGACUGAGAUGACUAGGAGAGACGGAGGGGAGCAGGGAGAAACAAACACAAAGAGGCGAGGAGGAACUGAUGGAAUGACAAGUCUGGCUUUGGGUUCACACUGAGAGGGAGGGUCCGUGAAGAGUAGAAAGAGACAUGAGAAAUAGGCAGCUCCAGUGACAGGGUAGACAAAGGUAGUUUCAGAGUGCGUGUCUCCUGCUCAUUUCAUUCACAUACAGAAACACACACACUAUUUCUCUUCUCGCUCACACACCCUCCAGCAGAAGAAGCCGAGCUGUGUGGGUGUGAGGCGGCAGGAGGAGUGAUAUCUGUACUUCCAUACAUACAGCCGGCUGACGGAUUCACUUAAUCACAGAUGACAGACACCUGCUGGGUGCGCACUUGCUAAAACACCUUAAUUAAACCAUACACCCAGGCUCACACACAAGAAGUCAACAUGGGUCUGGUGAUGGGAACCUUCUCCCUGCAGUCCAAGCAGAUGAACUACCACAAAGACAAAGCAGAUGACGACUUGGAGAUGACUGUUGUGUGCCAUAGACCAGAAGGUCUCGAUCAGAUGGAAGCUCAAACCAACUUCAGUAAAAGAGAACUCCAAGUGCUCUACAGGGGCUUCAAGAAUGAAUGUCCCAGUGGAGUUGUCAGUGAAGAAACUUUCAAACAAAUCUACUCCAAGUUUUUUCCACAUGGGGAUGCCAGCGCCUACGCUCACUACCUGUUCAAUGCUUUUGACACUGGACACACAGGAUCAAUAAAGUUUGAGGACUUUGUCACGGCUUUAUCCAUCCUGCUAAGAGGUUCUGUCACAGAGAAACUCCAGUGGACCUUUAAUCUCUACGACAUCAACAGAGAUGGAUACAUCAACAAAGAGGAAAUGACAGACAUAGUCAGAGCAAUCUAUGACAUGAUGGGGAAGUACACAUAUCCUGUCCUGAAAACGGAUGCUCCCAAGCAGCAUGUGGAUGCCUUCUUUCAGAAAAUGGACAAAAAUCGAGAUGGUGUCGUCACACUUGAUGAAUUCAUCCUUUCUUGUCAAGAGGAUGAAAACAUUAUGAGGUCUCUGCAGCUCUUUGAAAAUGUCAUCUAAAUGACAAAUGUCAGGAGGGAGGUGGA